Molecule: messenger RNA, 3797 nt
Organism: Phyllotreta striolata
Lineage: Eukaryota; Metazoa; Arthropoda; Insecta; Coleoptera; Chrysomelidae
Source: the annotation of a GenBank genome assembly
AGUUGCAUUUGACAUUUCUCCAAGUGACGUGCGACGUGAUUGAUGUUUAUUAAUUAUUUUUCGCUAUCUUUCGAUCUUUUGUGAUAAAAAUGGUGUUUUCUUCUAAUUCUAAUGUCUGAUUACAUAUUAUUACAGUGAAAACAAAUUUACCACACACGAUUUUUACCGCGUUCGUAACCAUCUCAUUAGACGGCUUCUGGUUGCAGAAUGGAUACCCAAGACCAGCCGAACUCCAUAUGUCACGUCCAGUCGAUCCACAUGUACCCCCUGCAACCGUCGAACGUCAAAGAUGUCCCCUUCAAUCUGCUGGCCGGCGAGACCGUCCUCGACUCCGGCGACUCCGUCGACGGCCUGGUGGUGGUCACCAACUACCGGCUCUAUUUGCUGAGCAGGAACAGGCCACAUCAUAUUCCCAUUUCGCUCAUCGAAUUCGUCGAAAUCAGGGAGCUGUUCAAUUUGCACAUCGGCUGCAAAGACGCCCGGACAUAUCUUUGCACUUUUGAGAAUAACGAAAAAUGCCAGCUUUGGUACGAUCGCAUAUUGAAGGCUGCGGAGCCGCCACGUCAAUUGGAGCAAUUAUUCGCAUUUUACCAUUGCAUAUGGUCGAAGGAAAGAGGCGGCGAGGACGUGCUGUUGCGUUUGGAAAAUCAAAGACACUACACCUUCGACAGGCGAUUAUUCGAGAACGAGAUGUGUCGCCUGGGUUUCCAAGGCCACUCGUGGAGGAUAUCCAAAGUGAAUGAGAAUUACAAAUUCUGCCCGACCUAUCCCCCUUACCUGCUCGUCCCGUCGUCUAUCAACGACGACAUGCUGGAGAGCGUCGCGAAAUUUCGAAGCUCUCGAAGAAUACCCGCCGUGGUUUGGAGGCACGCCCGGAACGGCGCCGUCAUCGUGCGAUCCAGCCAGCCGGAGGUGGGCUGGUUCGGCUGGCGAUCCGGAGAAGACGAGGACCUCAUCAAGGCCAUAUCGGAGGCGUGCAACUUCGACCGGUCCUUCAAGCACUUCGACAAAGUCGACAAGGACUCGAACCUGUCCCACUCGCCGGCCUCUUACCACUCGGACGAGUCGCUGCAAAUCACCAAUAACGUCGUUAAUUCGGAGAAGAAGUUCUUAAUAAUGGACGCCAGAUCUUACACGACGGCCGUUGCUAAUAGAGCGAGAGGCGGCGGUUGCGAGUACCCGGAAUACUAUCCGAACUGCGAUAUACAAUUUAUGAACCUCGCCAACAUACAUUCCAUCCGCAAGAGUUUUCACGCUUUACGACAGCUUUGCUCGUAUCCCGGCGGCGAUCAACCCAACUGGUUCAGUCAAUUGGAAGGCACGCGCUGGCUGGCGCACAUGUCCGGCCUGAUGAAGGCGGCGGUGACGCUGGUCGCCGCGGUGGAACGCGACGCCAGGCCGGUGCUGGUGCAUUGCUCCGACGGCUGGGACAGGACGCCGCAAAUCGUCGCAUUGGGCGAGCUCAUGCUCGAUCCCUAUUACCGUACCAUAGACGGUUUUCGUAUAUUAAUCGAGCGAGAAUGGCUGGCGUUCGGGCACAAAUUCGCCGACAGAUGCGGCCAUUCGUCGGGCAGCGACGAUCAGAACGAGAGAUGUCCCGUGUUCUUGCAGUGGUUGGACUGCGUGCAUCAGCUGCAAGUGCAAUUCCCGUGCGCAUUUGAAUUCUCCGAACUGUACUUGGUGAAACUGGUCCAGCACGUCUAUUCGAAUUUGUUCGGAACGUUCCUGUGCAACACGCAAAGGGAGCGAUCGAAGAUCGUCUACGGGAAAACGUUCGCCAUCUGGGAUUUUCUGAAUUCGCCGUGUUUCAGGAACAAUUUGUAUUCGGGUAGUUCCGGCGCCUUCAACAGGCGGGUGUUAUGGCCUCAAUGCAACAUCAGAGAUUUGUGGUUCUGGGGCGACUUGUAUUUGGGCUCGAUCGAGGAGGACGGCAACAUCGAGGAGUGCUCCAAUUUCUAUCCGGACACGCGCGAAUCGUCGCCCAGUUACAUGACGAAGACCCGAUCGUACGGCGAUUUGAUCAACGACGGCGAGAACUGCUCGUUUCACUAUCGGCGAUCCAGCGAUCCCAACAUCAAAUGCGAUCCGAAACUGGCAACGCUGAUGUCGAACGAUCCCGAUCACCUGAACUCCAACCAGCAGAACUUCCUCUCCAACUAUCUGGACGACGGCGAUUGCAACCAGGAUUGCAUGUUCAACGGCGACGCCGUCGACGCCGGCAAGAUCGGCCUGGAGGCGUCGGACUUCGUCGAACGGCUCGAACUGCGCCGCGAUCGACCGAAACCGAUCGCCGACGACGGCGUUCUGCCCUUCAACGAUGUAGCCGAAGCGGCCGAAGAGAACGGUUCGGAGCGAACGGGCGAAGGAGAGCCGGCGCGCAGUAACGGUGAUAUAAAUCAUAAUAGCGGGGGAGACGACGAGACUUUUUCGCCGCGCUGUAACGGUACGGAUAGAGACGUUGCGAACGGUGAGAGUGCGAGCGCGCCGGCGGCGGCGGCUGCGACGGCGGCGGCGUCGGCGUCGGUCGACGUCGUCGAGGCUUUUUUAGAUAUGGAACGAUCGAACGAGACCAGUACUGAGACGCUCGUGGGCGACGAGAACGUUUGCACUUUAUGUUCGACCAGUAACAGGUGUAACGGCAACGCGACAAUUAGCCAAGAUAGGGACAGUUCGAAAUAUUCGAAUUCGCCGCAUUUGACGACGGCCAGCAACGGCUGGGACAAUUCCCUGCACAAUUUGACGCAGCAACAGAACAUUUACGCCUACCAGUAUCCGCUCGGAGACGACGGUUUGGUCGUCCUCAGGUCUGUUGUACAAGAAAGGCUGAAUCAAAUUAUCGAAGAAAAUACUAGAAAAAUGGAGAUGCUUGAGAAGGAGUUGCACAUAACAAGGCAAAAUCUGAUUAAGCAAUCGCGCCUUAGAUGCAACCAUAUUGACUGUGAUCGACAAGAUGAUAAUAAUUCCGUGGUUGAAUCGACGUGUAGUACUAGUGAAGGGCAAGCCUCUGCGGCUGGUGAAUCGUUACGUUCCGACCUGUCUUGGGUGGCCGUCGACGAGGGAUCGACCGCGGAUUGUUCUCGAACGUUAUGGGUACCUGAUCACGCCGUCAGCAGGUGUACCGGUUGCAGCACGGAAUUCUGGUUGGGCAGGAGGCGGCAUCACUGUAGAAAAUGCGGUAGGAUUUUUUGCGCCGAUUGCUCGGAGAACAGCACUCCGCUGCCGUCGGAGCACCUCUACAAUCCGGUGCGGGUGUGCACGAACUGUUAUUCGGAACUACAAAGGGAUUGUUCGGAGAUUCCUAAUCAAUGCAAACAUACUAACCCGCAACCUACGAACGCGAAUACCCAAAUUGCAGCUUCAAGUAAUUAAAACAAAAAAAAAAUAUAUAUUCAUACAACAAAAGUAACGUUCUAUUAUUUAUUGAAUAAAUUUUAUUACCGUUGUUUGCGACGAUCUCGAAAGGGAGCCGCUUUACUAAUUUGUACAUUUUUGUUCAUAAGUCGUUUAGAAAUUUGUGAGUGAUUGUGCAUUUUAAAUAAUAUUUAAUACUUUUUAACAAUAUUGUCGUUAUUUAAUUGAUUAAAGUUCGUUUUAAAUCGUAAUUUUUUGUCCAAUUUAUGUUAUAUAUUUUUUUUAUCGAAUAAACUUUCGGUGCUACUUUUCAGAUCGUUGCGCAGAGUUUUGUAAAAAAAUUCGAUACAUUAAAAUUUGUAUAAAAAAAGGGAUAAGAUUUAAAUGACUAGUGUUUUUUUUGACACUACACAAUUGCUGUUACUUUGUCCAAGAGUAUAAAUUUG